AUGGCCCCACUCGCCACUACAAUAGUUCCUGACAGUGGCCUCCGGGACAUCAGCAUUGACGUCAGUGAAGCCACAGUUCGCUUCAACGAGCCCGUCAACUCGAUGGCAAUCAGGGAGGCCACGCUGUACCAGCUGGACCCAAACAACGGCCCGGAACGUUACAACGAGGCAUGGUACUUCCCCAGAUGCCCAGCGGCGCAGAGGUGGCAAAGCUGCCGGUUACUCUCACCGACACGGUGGAGAUCAUUAUGUUACGAGCAGAUCAUCGUCAAAAACACUCGAAGCCCUCAAGAUCUCCCUGGGUGA
Molecule: messenger RNA, 306 nt
Organism: Symbiodinium sp. CCMP2456
Lineage: Eukaryota; Dinophyceae; Suessiales; Symbiodiniaceae
Source: the annotation of a GenBank genome assembly